This is a messenger RNA of Leptonychotes weddellii (Weddell seal), 2247 nucleotides long. The record is from RefSeq and is a predicted model, not a curated record. NCBI's taxonomy places the organism in Eukaryota, Metazoa, Chordata, Mammalia, Carnivora, Phocidae.
CGGCUCUCGCUUACGCCAGAGGAAGGCCACACGUGCAGCCCAGAAGCCGUCGGGCGAUGCCAGCCAUGUGGGUGUCCCCAGAGCGGGUGUUUUCCAAACACUGACCGAGUUACUGAUAGACAUGUGAUUCUCCCUGUCUUUCCACAGGAAUCUUUGCGUACAUGAACUACAGAGUCCCCCGGACGAGGAAGGAGAUUUUUGAGACCCUCAUUAAGGGCCUGCAGAGGCUUGAGUAUAGAGGCUAUGACUCGGCAGGUGUGGCCAUCGAUGGACAUAACAAUGAAGUCAAAGAAAGACAUAUCCAGCUGGUCAAGAAAAGAGGGAACGUCAAGGCUCUCGAUGAGGAACUUUAUAAACAAGACAGCAUGGACUUAAAGGUGGAGUUUGAGACCCACUUUGGCAUUGCUCACACGCGCUGGGCCACCCAUGGGGUCCCCAACGCCGUCAACAGCCAUCCACAGCGCUCAGACAAAGGCAACGAAUUCGUGGUCAUCCAUAACGGGAUCAUCACAAAUUAUAAAGACCUGAGGAAGUUUCUGGAAAGCAAAGGCUACGAGUUUGAGUCAGAAACAGAUACCGAGACCAUCGCUAAGCUGAUUAAGUAUGUGUUUGACAACAGAGAAACUGAGGACAUUACAUUUUCAACACUGGUCGAAAGAGUCAUUCAGCAGCUGGAAGGUGCAUUCGCGUUGGUUUUCAAGAGUAUCCAGUACCCGGGAGAAGCCGUUGCCACCAGGAGAGGCAGUCCACUGCUCAUUGGGGUGCGGAGCAAAUACAAACUCUCCACGGAACAGAUCCCCAUCUUGUAUAGGACACGCAAUUUUGAGAAUGUGAAGAAUAUCUGCAAAACGAGGAUGAAGAGGCUGGACAGCUCGACCUGCCUUCAUGCCGUUGGCGAUAAAGCUGUGGAAUUCUUCUUUGCUUCUGAUGCAAGCGCCAUCAUAGAACACACCAACAGGGUCAUCUUCCUCGAGGAUGAUGACAUCGCCGCAGUGGCUGAUGGGAAACUCUCCAUUCAUCGGGUCAAGCGUUUGGCUAGUGAUGACCCAUCUCGAGCCAUCCAGACCUUGCAGAUGGAACUGCAGCAAAUCAUGAAAGGUAACUUCAGUGCGUUUAUGCAGAAGGAGAUCUUCGAACAGCCAGAGUCCGUUUUCAACACCAUGAGAGGCCGGGUGAAUUUUGAGACCAACACAGUGCUCCUGGGCGGCCUGAAGGACCACCUGAAGGAGAUUCGGCGGUGCCGCCGGCUCAUCGUGAUUGGCUGUGGAACCAGUUACCACGCCGCUGUGGCUACGCGGCAAGUUCUGGAGGAGCUAACGGAGCUCCCUGUGAUGGUUGAACUUGCGAGCGAUUUUCUGGACAGGAACACACCGGUGUUCAGGGAUGACGUUUGUUUUUUCAUCAGCCAGUCAGGUAAGGAUGACGGGUUUGUGUUAGUUCACCUCAGGGCUCUGUCCUCUUGGUAAUACACCUUGUAUCUCCCUCCUGCCUUCAUGCAGUGAAGUUCUCUGUGCACUGAGCAUAUGCCAAACUCUCCUGUGCCUAUGGUCACUUAACCCUCAGAGCCAUCACUUCCUGUCCCGUGUUAUGGGGAGGAGGCCGUGCAGCCGGGGCUUCUCACCACUCCUGUCGUCCCAAGUCCGGGACUUAAGGGACCACUCACCAAAGGGCUUAUUCGUGUGUGCUGGGUGUAUUUAGAGAGGUGAAAGUUCUUCCAAAUUCUGCUGGUUGAGAGUCACUUCAAGGACUAUGUGCAUGCUUUGCAGUGCCCCUGCUGCCCAGCAGGGGGACACAGAGAGAGACAGCACGCAGGUGUCUGGCUCACCGCACCUUCAGUAAACGCUAAGCCUGGGCAUUUGUUCCAGUUGGGCUGGGCAGAGAGUCAGGGAGGUGAUUCAUGGCCAUAUGCUUGGACUCUCUGUGACCUUUAGAAGGAUUUUUAAAAACAGUUUAAUUAUGGAAAAUUCCAAAUCUCUGUAAAAGUAGAGAUUCACGUAAGGAGUCGCCUGUCCUCGGCAAUGAUUAGCUCAGCAGAGCUGGUGUCAUCCAGAUCCACGUUAACCUGUCCCCUCCACGGGGUUAUUUUGAAGUCAAUCCCAGACAUUGUGUCGCUUCAUAAAUACCUCACAAUGCAUCUCUAAAUGGUAAAAGAAAAAAAAAAAAAAAACAUAACCGCAAUGUCAUUACCACCAUGAACACGUUAGCAGCAAUGCCCUAAUAUCCGUUGGGACUUUGAAUCCUGCUGCC